Helobdella robusta is the source of this 609-nucleotide messenger RNA. RefSeq lists its product as hypothetical. Gene Ontology annotation, biological process: nucleoside diphosphate catabolic process. NCBI's taxonomy places the organism in Eukaryota, Metazoa, Annelida, Clitellata, Rhynchobdellida, Glossiphoniidae. Bases 1 to 609 code for a protein of 202 amino acids. Gene Ontology annotation, molecular function: nucleoside diphosphate phosphatase activity. The transcript has 3 exons. Gene Ontology annotation, cellular component: membrane. The record is from RefSeq and is a predicted model, not a curated record.
AUGAAUCAUGAGAAGAACAAGAUGACAGCUGAUUCACUGAAAGUGUCACAAUCCAUACCUUCACCACCAAACAUCAAUCUCACAUCAAAUAUCACCGAUUCAUCUUCCUUCUCACAGACAUCAACCUCAUCAUCAUCCACAUCAUCAUCUGCGUUAUCAACCAGUACAACACUGGAUAUUAAUGAUCCAUGUUUGUCGUUGUCCUACUCAGAAAUAAUCUCACACAACAACACAAACUACAAACUAAAUGGCACUGGAGAUUUAACAUUAUGCGUUCAUUACUUAAAAAGUCUUCUCAAUAAAUCCAAGGAUUGCUUCCUACUCAACAAGCGAAGAUGUUCAAUAGAUGGGGCUGUACUACCUGAUAUCAAUUAUGGAAACUUUCAUGAUGCUUUAUUUAGUAUGACAGAGUUUUUUGGGUUCUCUGAGUUUUUCUACACAAUGCAAGACAUCCUGCAGAUUGGAGGCCCCUACAUUUAUCACCAUUACUUACAGAAAGCCAAGGAAUAUUGCCAAACAAACUGGCUGACAGUAGAAGAAUGGAAGAAAUUAUCUAAACAUCCAAGAGCUGAUUCUCAGAGAUACAGGUUAAAAGAUAUUUCAGCAUAA